CCUGAGCCGCCCCCUCCGGCCCCACCGGCCCCGGGGAGCCCUGUCCCGGCCCGGCCGAACCCGCCCCGCCCCGGCCGGGCCGCCCGGCGGGCGGAAGAUGCGGCGCACCGGGGGCCGGUAGUACUAUGAUUUGGUAUGUGGCCGCUUUGGUUGCAAGUGUGCUCGGCGCCCGCGGGGUGCCCGUGCAAGGUGCCCUCGGCUCGAGGGAGGAGCCCGAGUUUGUGACCGCUCGCGCUGGCGAGAGCGUGAUCCUGGGAUGCGACGUUAUCCACCCGCUCACGGGGCAGCCGCCUCCCUAUGUGGUGGAGUGGUUCAAGUUCGGCGUCCCCAUCCCCAUCUUCAUCAAGUUCGGGUUCUACCCUCCCCAUGUCGACCCGGGGUAUGCAGGCAGGGCCAGCCUGCACGACAAGGCGUCCCUGCGCAUUGAGCAGGUGCGCUCCGAGGACCAAGGCUGGUACGAGUGCAAGGUGCUGAUGCUGGACCAGCAGUACGACACCUUCCACAACGGCAGCUGGGUGCACCUCACGGUCAACGCUCCCCCCACCUUCACGGAGACGCCGCCGCAGUACGUGGAGGCGAAGGAAGGCAGCAGCGUCACCCUGACCUGCAUGGCAUUCGGGAACCCCAAGCCCAUCGUCACCUGGCUGAGAGAGGGAGAGCUGCUGGCUGCCAGCAGCAAGUACCAGGUGAGCGACGGCAGCCUGACGGUGCUCUCGAUCAGUCGGGAGGACAGGGGUGCCUACACCUGCCGAGCCUACAGCAUCCAGGGGGAGGCCGUGCACACCACGCGCCUGCUUGUCCAAGGCCCACCCUUCAUCGUUUCCCCUCCGGAGAACAUCACGGUCAACAUCUCCCAGGAUGCGCUGUUCACCUGCCAGGCCGAGGCGUACCCAGGGAACCUCACCUACCUGUGGUACUGGGAGGAGGAGAACGUCUACUUCAAGAACGACCUGAAGCUGCGGGUGCGGAUCCUGAUCGACGGGACGCUGAUCAUUUUCCGGGUGAAGCCAGAGGAUGCUGGAAAAUACACCUGCAUCCCGAGCAACAGCCUGGGCCGCUCGCCAUCCGCCUCUGCCUACCUGACGGUGCAGUAUCCUGCCCGCGUGGUGAACAUGCCCCCCGUCAUCUACGUUCCCAUCGGGAUACACGGGUACAUCCGCUGCCCCGUGGAGGCAGAGCCCCCCGUCACGCUGGUCAAGUGGAACAAGGACGGCCGGCCCCUGCGCGUCGAGAAGUACUCUGGCUGGAACCUGCUGGAAGAUGGGUCGAUCCGAAUCGAGGAGGCAACCGAAGAUGCUCUCGGCACUUACACCUGUGUGCCUUAUAACGCCCUGGGUACGAUGGGCCAGUCUCCCCCUGCCCGACUGGUACUGAAGGACCCCCCCUAUUUCACGGUGCUACCAGGCUGGGAGUACAGACAGGAGGCAGGGAGGGAGCUGUUGAUUCCUUGUGCUGCUGCGGGAGACCCCUUUCCUAUCAUCACCUGGAGAAAGGUAGGGAAGCCCAGCAGGAGCAAGCACAACACGCUGCCCGGCGGCACCCUGCAGAUCCGCUCCCUCGGCAAGGACGACCAUGGCGAGUGGGAGUGCGUCGCCACCAACGUCGUCGCAAGCAUUACUGCCAGCACUCACCUUACAGUUGUAGGCACAAGCCCUCAUGCCCCCACCAGUGUGCAUGUUGUGGUUGCCAUGACCUCUGCCAACGUCUCCUGGGAGCCCGGCUACGACGGUGGAUAUGAGCAGACUUUCUCAGUUUGGUACGGCCCUCUGGUGAAGAGAGCCCAGUUUGGCCCCCAUGACUGGCUGUCUCUCCCUGUGCCAGCUGGUUCCAGCUGGCUCCUGGUGGAUACCUUGGAACCGGAGACCGCGUACCAGUUCAGCGUCUUGGCUCAAAACAAGCUGGGCACCAGCUCCUUCAGUGAGGUGGUCACUGUGAACACUCUAGCAUUCCCUGUAACAACUCCAGAGCCUCUGGUGUUGGUUACCCCACCGAGGUGCCUCACAGCCAACCGGACACAGCAAGGCGUCCUCCUGUCGUGGCUCCCUCCUGCCAACCACAGCUUUCCCAUCGACCGCUACAUCAUGGAGUUCCGCGUCGGGGAGAGGUGGGAGAUCUUGGACGAUGCCAUCCUCGGGACCGAGAGCGAGUUUUUUGCCAAGGACUUGUCCCAGGACACUUGGUAUGAGUUCCGCGUCCUGGCGGUCAUGCAGGAUCUCAUCAGCGAACCCAGUAACGUUGCUGGCGUGUCCAGUACAGACGUAUUCCCUCAGCCUGACCUGACGGACGAGGGUUUAGCCCGCCCGGUGCUGGCUGGCAUCGUUGCCACCAUCUGCUUCCUGGCUGCUGCCAUCCUCUUUAGCACACUCGCCGCCUGCUUCGUCAACAAGCAACGCAAACGCAAACUCAAGCGCAAGAAAGACCCUCCUCUCUCGAUAACCCACUGCAGGAAGAGUUUGGAGUCCCCGUUGUCUUCUGGCAAGGUGAGUCCUGAGAGCAUCCGCACGCUCCGUCCCCCCUCCGAGUCCUCCGAUGACCAAGGCCCGCAGGCCAAGCGGAUGCUGAGCCCCACCAAGGAGAAGGAGCUCUCCCUCUACAAGAAGACCAAGCGGGCCAUCAGCAGCAAGAAGUACAGCGUCUCCAAGGCGGAGGCCGAAGCUGAGGCCACCACCCCCAUCGAGCUCAUCAGCCGCGGGCCGGACGGCCGCUUUGUCAUGGACCCGGCGGAGAUGGAGCCCUCCCUGAAGACGCGGCGGAUCGAGGGCUUCCCCUUCGUGGAGGAGACGGACAUGUACCCCGAGUUCCGGCAGUCGGAUGAGGAGAACGAUGACCCCGUCGUCCCCGCCUCUGUCACGGCCCUCAAAGCCCAGCUCACCCCUCUGUCCUCCAGCCAGGAGUCCUACCUUCAGCCACCAGCAUACAGCCCCCGGUUCCACCGGGCGCUGGAGGGUCCCGGCGCCCUGCAGGCCACUGGCCAGGCCCGCCCGCCGGCCCCCCGGGCUUUCCACCACCAGUUUUACGGUUACCUCAGCAGCAGCAGCCCCGGGGAGGUGGACCCGCCGCCCUUCUACAUGCCAGAAGUCAGCCCGCUCAGCUCGGUCAUGUCCUCCCCGCCUCUGCACCCCGAGGGGCCCUUCGGACACCCCACCAUCCCUGAGGAGAACGGGGAGAACGCCUCCAACAGCACGCUGCCCCUGGCCCAGACCCCCACGGGGGGCCGGUCCCCCGAGCCCUGGGGUGGGGCUGAAUUCCCCUUCGGCAGCCUGGAGGCGUCCCCCGCGGCGUUCCCCCCCCAGCUCCAGCAGUGUGAGGCGGCCGAGGGCUCCCAGCCCACCGGUUGUCUUCCUCGGGGGCCGCCCCCUUCCUCUCUCCAGGUCGUCCCCGCAUCCUACCCGGGCAUCCUGCCCCUGGAGGCACCAAAGAGUUGGACUGGCAAGUCACCCGGCAGGGGCCAACCCUCCGUGCCCCCCACCACCAAGUGGCAGGACAAACCUAUGCAACCCAUGGGAUGUCAAGGGCAGCUAAGACAUACCAGUCAAGGUAUGGGCAUACCCGUGUUGCCUUACCACGAACCGUCCGAACCCGUCAGCCACAGCGGCACAAGCACAUUCAGCCUGGACACCAGGUGGUACGAGCCCCAACCCCGACCUCGGCCCAGCCCUCGGCAGGUCAGGAGAGCUGAGCCCAGUUUACAUCAGGUGGUGCUACAACCUUCGAGGCUUUCUCCUCUGACCCAAAGCCCCCUCAGCUCCCGCAACAGCUCCCCGGAGCUGACCGCCCGCGCCCGGCCCCGGCCGGGCCUCAUCCAGCAGGCAGAAGUGUCGGAGAUCACCCUGCAGCCCCCCGCAGCGGUCAGCUUCUCCCGCAAGUCCACGCCGUCGACCGGAUCCCCUGCGCCGAGCAGCCGGGGAGAGAGCCCCAGCUACCGACCCACCACGGCCUUCACCCCCCUGGCCACCGGCUAUUCUGGCUCCCAGGGCUCCUCCCUGCCUGCGGACACCAUGGAUGUUUUCGGAGACAUCCCUUCUCCGAGGAGGGCUAGCGAGGAGAUCCUCAGACCGGAGCCCACAUCGACAACGGUAGCCACCUCGGGAAAACGUUCAUCUCCGUCCGGGGACGCUGCUGCACCUGAGAGGCUCGAAGCUCUGAAAUACCAGCGGAUAAAGAAGCCCAAAAAGUCAUCCAAGGGCUCCUCGAAAAACAGAAAACAAUCCAACGGCUCUGCCUCCCAGGUUCAGCACCUUCCCAGCUCUCAGGUUCUGUGGCCUGACGAAGCUGUCUGCCUCCGCAAGAAGAAGAGACACCCUCGUCAGGACCCCUUCGCCCGCCUCUCGGCGCUCAAGGACGACCUCUGCCACCGGCAGCUCCCCGAAGACCAGACAGCCAUCCUCAACAGCGUGGACCACGACGACCCCAGCGGGCACGCCACUUUGCUUUAGCCUCGCGCCGGCCCAAGAAGGUUAAAAAAAAAUAUAAUAAUAGGGGUUUGGAGGGAGCUGGAGCCUCGUCUGCGUGCACGCCGGGCCAGGGGGUCAUGGCAAGGAUGAGCUGGGGGGGACCCUGGGGUGGGCUGGGGUCCAGGGGGGUUGUCUGGGGCUGCUUGGAUCUGCAUCUCCCCCUUACGGCUUCAAUGGGGUGGGAAGGGGGUGUUGCACCUUGGUUUCGGAAAAGAUCUCCAGAUGUAAAAGGCACAGGCGGAGCUUUUGACAUCUGCUUCUGCAGCGUGCGUGUAGGUAGAAAUUGUGAAGUUAAGCAGCUGGCCUCGAAUCGCUGGAAGAAAUGACGCGGGGCGUAAUUAAUUGACAUGAAACUACCAGUCCAACUAACAACUGGUAAUCCCCUGAAUCUGAUUAUGAUAGAAUGAGACCAAGUAAUCCCAGGAAAGCUGUAAUUGUGAAAAAUCUCCUUGCCUCCCCCUUCCCAGCCUCCCUUUAUGUGACGAUAACAGCAACAACAAUGUCACUGACAUCUUUCCUUACCUAUCUCUGAAAGGGAAAACCAGAAAGACCCCAAGGCUUCAAACCAGCCUGAGAUUGAGAAAUCACAAUCUGUCUGUGCAUAUGCAUUUUAACCUUGUUAACGUGUGCCGAACACUUUGCAAGCACACAGGUAUGGGACUGUUUUCACCCACGGGUGUCUUCCCCCCGAGUGUGGCUUGUGUCAGCCUUGGUGAGGGUGGUUUUGAUCAAUUCUUCCUGACAGUCCGUGUAUCACUAGCAAAUGUUCUCCAGUGCUGUGCAGUGAUGUGAUUUCUUACUACGGUAACGUUUGUAAACUUUAUCCGUAACUGCAGAAUGGGGCGACGCCGUUGUAGGGGUGCGAGCGAACGGGGUUUGGUUGCGUAGACCCCAAAGCCUCUUGUUGGCAGCUCACUGAUCCCGAGCGAGAGCAGCUGGGAAGUGCCCGGCUCUGUGGGUCACAACGGACGGCUUCUCCGAGCAGCCUCACAAAGCUCAGCCCAGCAUUUCGCAUCGGUCUGACCCGUGUUGCUGCUGGUUUCGCUGCGUGCCCCCUCCUCCUGCUUCAGCCCAGCUGCCCAGGCGACCUGCGACACCUGCUUUGGGACUUGUCCCUCUCUUUGCUCCGUCCCAGGAGACCCGCUGUUCCCCUCUUGGUAAUGCUGUCCUAACUCUUCACCAGAAUGUAUUUCCCCUUCCUAGGGCAGGUUCCUUUGGCAAUUGAUGUUUCUCUGGGUUACGUAGGCCUUUUUUCGGCAGGGAAGCUGUAGCCUGCUCCGAGAACACCUGGCUUCGGCUUCUCUUUCCUGCUCCGCCUCCACUCUCUAACUGCGUGGCCUUGGGCAAGUCACCGAACCUCUCUGUGCCUCAGUUCUCCCAUCUGUAAAAUGGGGAUAAGUCAUAUUUGAGCACUUUUGUCAAGCACUUGGCUGUCCACAGGCUGCAAGUGCUACCUACGUACUGAGUGCUAUUACUACCACGUGAACCCUACCUUCAAAAUAGUUAGAGAUUUUUUUUGAAGUGGUAAGAUCAAACACUUAAUUCAGGUUUGCACACUUCUUCUUCUCUGGUAAAGUGCUAAACCCGCCAGCCUGCCUGGGAAUAAAUACCAAGUAUUUCCUGUGAAUAUCCUUGCUUUAAGUGGAUUCGGGCUGUGGAAAAAUCAUCAGGAGAAUCCAAGAGCCUGUAGGCAUUUUUUUUUGCCAUGGGCUUGCUGUUUGCUUACAAAACUUCAGUUUAUUCCCAGGUAGAAUCGCCAAGAGAUGCUCUGCCAUCUCGCCUUUAAUUGUGGUUUGCCUUGGUUAUUGCUCUUGCUGCUGGUUGAACCUCAAAGGGCUUCGAUGUUUGGAGAAACGUGCGAGCUCUCGCCUGCCUGGCCAGAGUGAGGGGUCGGGGGAAGGCAAUGCCAACAAGCCAAGCUCCCCAGGAGGUUUUAGGUAUAAAUCUGUUUGUCAGUUUGCCUAGAAAUUUCUGUUUUUCCAGAAUGUUGUGCUUCCUCUUCCAUCGGGAUGUUCAGAAACCUGCGACAGUGGCAGCAGAGCACCACGUCUUUCCAAAUCUCAAAGCCCUGACUUAGGUUCGAACCACUUGACAGAAUCCUCUAAUUGAUAAAGAGAUAUCUUCAAGCUUUAACAACUUAAUUUAGGUGGUCUUCAAACCGUGAGCAGAUUUGUCUCGGGAAGGAGGGAGGGUCGCUUAGAAAUGCCUCUCUCUUUAAGCCUGCGUCAGGGCUCUUUUUUUAUUUUGAGAACCUCGUGACCUGAUGUAAUACCAUCAACCACCAGAGCGAGACUUCAACUUUGCUAACAGUAUGACCGAGUGUUUCUUUUAUUUGAGUGUGUUUUAGGGCUUUACCUAGAAUCCACUUGGAUCUGAAUUGAUUUAAUGCCAUUUGCCCGUUCGGCAGUGGGAAAUCUCUGUCCGGGUGACUUCAGCUCACUGGCGUAGGCGUGAGAGGAGCUGAUUUCUGCCCCAGACCGUGGCUGAUGUUGCAGCGGAGGAGGACACGGGGCCGUGGGGGGCCACAUCCAGCCUCCCUGAGGAUGCCCGAUGGGGCGAGCGGGUGCCUCAGUCGUGGCCGCCCUCUCUGCGUGGACGUGAGCCCCACAGGUGACGUUCACCCCGCGUGGGGCCGGGGAUGCUCCGCGGCGCGAUGCCCCGCUGGGUGGGGGGCGCGUAGGCUCCGUGCCGCAGCUCGCUCGCUCGUCCUUUCUCUCUCAUGGCCUGGACCGCUCUAGCAGAAAGCUUCCUUUUUCAUUUGAGUGCUUUCCAAACUAUUUGCAAUGCCCGUUUGUUACGGGCGAGGCAGCGUCUUCGGGCUCUUGAGGUUUUGACCUCGGGACCGUACCCCCAGUCCCCGCUGUAAGGAGUAGGAUUUGGAGCGCAGGGAAGGUUGACAGAGCGCGCCAGCUUGCUUGGUCAAUCUUUUGAGAGUUUGUUUUCCUUUUGCAGGUGUUUUGAGCCGAUGGGCCCCCCUGCUUUUCAUGGUCUUCGACCUUUAAAGGCUGGAGCUGCAGCCCUCUCUCUUUCAGCCGUGUACCUGCCACGCUGCUGGAGUGGGAAAUCCCGCCAGGGCGCCUCGUGGACGCGUCUCUUCCCUAAACCAUCCUUACCUCCUUUCCCCGCUAGACCGAGUUACCUUCUGAUAGACUCUUGCCACGUGCUGGGCCGUGCUUUGGCAGAUGGGCUCGCCUCUUGCUUUGGCAACUUCCUCGCUUCUCCCAGCUCUCUGGUUUCCAUGCCCUUAUGGGGUUUCUCUCCUCUCCUCCCGUGGACCUGGGACAUCGAAGCUGUGUCAGACGAUGCCAAACGUUUUCCCCCAUUCCAUCCCUGUUUGAACUCCGUUUUGUUUUGGUUGUUUGCAAACACGGCUGCUGCUGCUUUUUUCCUUUUUCUUUCGUGCUGCAAAAUAUAUCUUGAUUUUUUUUAUCUUCAUGGGCCAAACUCUCUUAUUUUGUAAGCUUGUCCAAGGUAGAUGGUUCUUGCUGCGUUGGUAAACGUGUGGUUCCUCCUUGCAUGGCGCAGACGCGACGUGUUCCAUUAGGUCUCAUGCAAAGAGCUGGGCUGCGGUGGAUAAAACGCUUCUGUAUCUGACGAGGGCAUUGUCCUUGGGCUGUGCCAAUGUGUCCGUGCAGCGAGCACCAGGUCUGGGGGCCCGGUGCUGCUGGUGGGUGGGAGCAGUGCCCUAGGGGUUUCUGAUGGGCUCUGCCUGCUGCAGCCAGGCUGAGGGGCUGGAGGAGCACCGAGGCCGCUGCAGGUUUGUUCUGCGAGCAUUAGGAAGUGAGAAAUGGGCAGCAUAAGGCUGCCCCAAGUUGGGGGUGGAUAAUAUAGAGAGGUAUGCACAAGGGUGUCAUGUGGACCCCUUGAAAGGAUGGCUGUAGGGUGCCACCCUGCACACCCUGCCCGUGAAAUUGGUGCUUUCCCUUUGCAGGCAGGAUCGGAUGUGGAGAUGUGCUGCCUGGUUUUGUGGCAGGAGCUGUUGAGUGAUUUAGGCCAGGUAUUUUUAAGGUAACUUUGCCGUGCAAACCCACUGAUGUUUUUUUUUUUUUUUUUAUGGUUUGGUUUUGCAGUGUUUACGUAAGUGAAAAGGCAAGUUAGUGCUGGUGGGGAGAGCAGGAGCAUUUUCUGCUCGCUGGUAGGGCUCCGUUCCUGCGCCUGCCUGGGGCUGUGUACGUGUACUGAGAUGGGGUCUGUAGGGUGGGAGCCUGGAGCUGUCUUUGCAGCCCUCUCAUGGACUUGCACCCUGACCCCCUGGGCUGGAGCCUCCGGGAGGUGCCGGGGACACCUCUGGCACAGGAGGGCACCUUGCGACGCCGCUGGUGUGGGUGGCUCCACGUGGAAGCCCCCCCAUGCAGAAUGGGACACAGUUUGCUCCUGGGAUGCUGGGAAGUGUUUGUGCGGGUACCUGGUCAUUUUUCUAGGGCAGGGAGCUCCCUCUUGCUGCUGUGUGUUGGUCACUUGGGGCUUCGAGGCUGUUCUGGGUGGCUGGUAGGCACGAGGCUGUUGCGUCUCUGUGCGUUCCCUUGUCACCCCAUCCAGUGCCACCACGCUGUGCUUGUCACUGCCCGUCAGGGAGUUUUGGUAGGUACCAAACUGUAGGGAAGGGUUUGCCCAGAAGGACUUCUGCCUCGGUUUCCCCAACUCUAUAGGGGGAAUAACAGCACUGCUGUGCCUACCUCCAGGGGUGCUGAGGGCUCAGCACUCCAGCUCACCGUCCCAGCAGGGCUGAGUCAUGUCUAUGGCACCUGGGCAUGACACACGCCUUUGAGCUUACUGCUGCUCAUAUCCUGCAGUUUGGGUUAGGAUGAAAUCUGCCUGGCAGUUUGGUUUCUCCUCCUCCUCAAGGCAGUGAGGGAGAAUUUAGAUUUCUCUGAGUUCUGGGCUGGUUUCAGCACGUGUUUUCAGCUGUACUUCUGGGCUUGGGGUAUUUUUUGGAGAGUAGGGAGGUUUUCCUGGGAGGCCUGAAGGCUUGCAGUCUGCAGGGAUUUCUCCACGCCCCGCUUGGGCUCGCUGCAGCCCUGGGCUGGCAGAGCUGAUGCUUUUUGUGUGGAAGGAAGUCUUUUCAAGGAGUCGGAGCUAAAAGCAAUGUAUAUAUGAGAUAUAAAUAUAUAGAGAAGUGUAGGACAAGGGUAGAUAUGUAUGCGAAGUCUGGUAUAUUUGCAUGUAAAGGCUAUGUUUGUCUAUAGGGGGAGAGUGUUUAGAGCUCUAUUGGUAGCGGGGGGGGGGAUUGGGAUGGCCAAAGUCGGGCUAGGGGGUGGGAGCAGCCAGAUUUGGGAUUUGGGAACGGAUGGGCACAGGGCACCUCUCCGCUGCCCCGUGGCAGCAGGCCUGCCCUUCACUGCGUCCCCAUCCCUGCUAUGCAGGACCAGGUUUCUUUAUGUUCCCUCCCCCCCUUUUUUUUUUUGCUGUGUUCAUUGUACAUGACUCAUCACUGGGCUGUGAUAAUGAGAAGAAGGUAGGAGCGAGGGGCCUUUUGCCUGCAUGUGGGGCAUUAAAGCGGAAAGAAACAUCAUGUUGCCUCAGCUGUGGUGUCACUGCAAUCGUUCAAAGGGAAAGCAACGCCGUGCAGAAUCCCUUAUCUAAAAUCCACGUAGAUGCUGCUCUCUGGUUACUCACGUUAAAGCAUUUUGCUUUUGCAUCUGUUCUUCCCAGAAGAGCGUGAGUCAGAUGAGAUGAGAGGGAUACGGCUAAAUUGGCUGCGAAGCGCCGCGCAGGCUGAGCCAGGCUGUCCCAGCGGCGGUUCCUCCGCGGGACGAGAUGUUCUGUCUCCCUCCCAGGCACCACAUGGAGCCGUGUCUUUUUUUAAAACUCGUUAGCAGAACUUUUGGGGCAGGGGAUUCAUCCACCAAAGACACCGGCGGAGGCGACAUCAGAGCUCGCCUGCCUGAUGCGCUGCAGCGUCGCCGCUUUGCGCACCGUAUCGGGAGCCCCUUGCAGGGCACAAAGGCAGGCUGGACCCAUUGAGGUCACAGGCAGCGAUGACGUGGGCUGAAAUUGCAAAGUAUGUGAUGGCUCCGGGCAUGGGGAUGGCUGAAUUUUUUUUUUUUUGCAUGUUCAUCGCCCACCAAGGAGCCCAUCCCCAUGCUGCUUGGGCAUGGGGUAACCCCUUAAAGGGAAUGUCGACUCCCAUUUCCACCCUUCAGCUUAGUUUUGUUUUCUUUUGCUGGAUGUCUUUGCUUCUCUUUGCCUGUCCUUGCAGAGGAGGAGAGGCUGUGAGGUGCAGUUGGUUCCUAUUAGAGGUGAUUGCUGAAAUCUGUAGGGGAAAUAUCUGUAGGGGAAAUACAUGAGUCAGGUACUCCAGGGCUGUUACUGGAUGAGGAAGCAGUGAUGGCACGUGUGAUUUGGCACCUUCUGUGCAUGGAAGAGGAGAAAGCUAGCACUGACCUUUAUUUCCAUUACAUCCACUGCUGCGUGGCAAAACUGCACGGCUCCGGGCUCCUGGGAGAGGCUGGAGGACGGAGCCUGCUCCCCUCUCCGAGUGACCGGGACGAGCUGGAGCCACACGAAGCAGUAUUUCCCCAAUUUCCCCAUUUUUGUGUGUUUUAGCCUGACAGGUUUGUGCUGUCUAAACUGCCUGUCCCUUGGUGUGUGUGGCAGCAGGUGUCUCGCCCAGCGGUGCUGGGUGACCUCAGGACGUGUGCCCACAGCAUCCCGAAUCCCCAGGGCUCUGGGCGUUUUUUGAUACGUGCAUGGAUGGAUGAAGGACUGAAUACGGGGAGGGGGCAGAGGGAUUGCUCAGGGUUUGGGGGUUUUGGACGCUGCAAGCAUGCGCCGUAGUGGUAGGUGAUAGGGGUUUUAUACUGGUUGCAAUGGGGCAGGGUGUGCGGUACAGAGGGGCUGGCAUCCUUCAGUUUUUGCACUGGUCGGAGCAGGAGCACUCGUGCCUGUCCCCUGCGGUGUCCCUGUGUGAGGCUGGGGGCUCUGGGGACACCAGGAACGGGGAGGGGGCUGCUGGGCACCGGCUCCAGCCACGCAGAGCGGCCAGCCCCUGCUCAUCGCCACAAGGAGAAUUUGCCCAGGUUUUUGCUUUACCAUCGAAAUACCGAUUUCUCUCCUGGGGGGAGUUUUGUUUCAGUUCUCUUGAAGCUACAGGCAAGCAAGAGAGCUGCCAAGGGGGUGCCCAUCGCCCAAGUCCCAGGCUUCAGCCCCGUGGUCUCGAAGCCCCUGUGAUUCCUACCCACCCAGCACUUUGAAGAGAAAAUGACCAGAGAAAGGAGCCCCAGUAUCUCUAUCUAAAUAAACGAUAUUGGUGUAUUGAAACCGCGUUGUAUAUAAAAUUAUACAAAUAUAUAGUUACUUUCUAUUUUAGAAGGGGGGGGGGAGAAUAAAUAUUUAAAAUAAUUCCUUAGUACUAGGUGUCAGAAACUUCUGUGCAGCAUGAGAGAGGCUGUCAGAGGUGGAAAGAGUCUAAAACAGCAGGAGCAGAGCGAGUAUUUUUACAUUAUAUUGCGCUUAGGCUUCUCUGCUUCUCCAUCCACCUAUAAAUAGACAAAAAAAAUAUAUAUAUACAAAUAUAUAUAUAAAAAAUAUAUAUAUCUAAGCCACAUAGCUGUUUUAUUUUUGUAUCCAUGCCUAGUGCUGUCUGAGCAAUACGGUGGCGAGGGGGGGAGAGGGCUGGCUGAGGCUGGGGGCUUUGUGCGGGGUCUGCCCUCCGAGAUGGUCUGCUCUGCUUCGCCUGCUGUCCCGCCGCACGGUCGUCGUCGCUGCUGCUCGCUGUCGCCUUGCUGCUUCAGUAGAAAAAGUGGAAAAAAUAAAAUAAAAAUAGGAGCGGGGUGGGGGGCUCCCAGGGGAGCCCUGGCUGCUGCCAGCUUGACUCGUGCCGUGGCGAGGUGAUGGUGCCCGGUGGUGCUUCCACGGAGGGGCACGCAUCUUGCUUUUUAUUUUUUUUUUCGGAGAAACAAGUGGAAUUUUAGCUCAAAGGGUGCUAUUGGCAGUGGGAAGGACGUGGCUGCUUGCAGCCCGGUGGCACAGGACAUGGUGGGGGUGCUGUGGGGACGGGCUCCCCGUGCAUCCCUCCCGUAGGGCACGGCGCUGCCUCGCCGGGCGCUGCCGGCGACCCGUCCUCGUCCUCGCUGCCUUUGGAAACCCACACGCCUUGGGGAGAGAGGGGGGCAGAGCCGGUGCCACCCCAACGCAGCCCCCUCGGUGUGGGCCAAGGGGAUUUGGUCCCUUAGGUGCUCCUGCAGUCCUGGCUGGGCGGCCUCGGUGCUGUCUCCCAGUGUAGGGCCUGGCUCCGGCACUUAAAUACCUCUUUGGGAAGAGAAGAUCUCGGAGCGUGGAGGCAGAGCGGUGCCGUGCAGGCUGCUGUUACCGGCACGGGUAACACGGGGGGGUCGGGUCAUCAAUGCCCUGCUUGGCACAGGGGGGACCCGUGCCCGCAGCAGCUCUUGUGGGGAAGGUGGUGGGGGUGCUCUGGGAUUUUUCUUCAAAGCAAUACAGACCCGCCACGUCCCCUGAUGCUCGCCGCGACCCCACUAUUUCCUUGGGGUCACAUCUCCCCCUGGGCAUCCACCUGUGGGGUCCGUGCUCUCCUGAGGCUCCAGCUGCGGUUUCGGCACCGAGCCCAGCCUGAGAUGCUGGAGCCGUCCCUCUGCUCCCCUCCUCGGGGGCCAGGAUUUAGGGAUUGCUGCGCAAUGGGGCCAGGGGAUGCUGCUCCCCUCCAUGGGCUCGGUCCCAUGGCCCCGUGCGGGACCCCGGUGCUGUUCUGGGCUCAGUUCCCCCUGCAGAGGUACCAGGCACGCAGGACCUCUUUUCUUCUGUCUCGCCGCGUCCCCAGCCGACCGAGGCAUGAAUGUAACGCGUUUGGGAGGGCGAAGGGUGCCCGGAGCUGGCCCCCUGGCAGCGGCACUGUCUCCUCCGUAGGUGUCACCUGUAUUUUCCAUGAUAUUUCUGUCUUCUUCGUUGGGGUGGGUCGGGGGGAGGGUGUUUCUAAUAUCAAGCCAAGAUUUGUUCAGCACCACUUCUUGAUAUCAAAGCGAAGCAUGUUUGAUGGAACUAACUUGCAUUUAUUAGCGGUAAAUACAUAAGUGAAGUAUUUUAUAUGUUUAAAAAAGAAAAAGAAAGCGAAGGAACGGGACGUCUCUGGUCGCUCCCUGGCAGCGGUCAGGCCGGCUGGCUUUGGGGUAUUUCUCGGGGAGGGUGGGCUGGGUCGUGGGCAGCUUUCUCCUUUUCCCCAUCUCCCCUUGAAUCACUUACAGAAAAAAAAACAGGAACAAUGUUUACAAAGCACACUUUCCACAGUACCGUUAACCCUCUGGAUGCCAAACAGACACAAAGAGCCGCUCCUCCCCUGGGCGCCGCGGGACCAAGGGGCGGCCGCGGGGCCAGCAUCAUCCCGCUUCCCUCAUUGACAUAUUUAUGUAUUUUUUUUGGUACACACAACCCCGCUUCGUCCAUCCGCCGUAGCUGAGUGCGUUUCUGGGGGGAGCUUGCUUCUCGCUGGGUAUUUGCUUCCUGGGGGCUUCCUGCCCCCUCCCAGGCUCUUUCUGCUGGGAACGGGGCAGAGCUGCAGGGCAAAGUGCCCGUCUCUGCUCGGAGAGGUGUCAGCUCGGCUGGGAGAGGCCAGCGCCCUCCCAGAUGCACUUUAAGGCCAAACUUCUCCCUUUUUAAAACUUUUUCCCCACCACUUGAUGCAACAACCCUGCCUCGGCUUCUCUGUGGGGCCGGCAGAAAGCAGCCAGGGGGGAUGCUCCCGUGCCCCUGGAGGUGACGUGGGACCUUCUGCCCAGCUAUGGGGACCCUGCUCCCUCUGUGCUUCCCUUGGGGGAAAGCCCUACAGAAACCAAAUGGAAACACCGAUGUUUCUGUAGGUUUCUCGAGCCAUCCUUUGGGCAUCCAGAGAGAAUUACAUCUACGCGCCAGCUCCCUAGGAGGGUCCCCAGCCCCCAUGGGGACCGCAGACUUUUUAACCCCCUUUGAUAGGUUCAUAGUCUCUGAACCCUCUUAGACUUCCAUAGGUAGGUCUUGAUAUAAUUUCCUCCUAACUCUACAGUAUUUUCCCAGCAUUUUCUUUACAACUCAACAGGUCUCUGGUUGUGUGGGACAACUAUUAUUAUUUUUUUAAGAGUUCUUGCCUAUUGACACACAGACUAGACCAUCCAACCUUGUUUCCAUUUCUCGAAUGUCGAGUAUUACGAUGUAUAACACACAUUAGGGUGCUCUUUGGUGCUGUUUCAAUGGUAACCAGUGGAACUGACUUUUUUUAAUAACAGUAACAAUAAAGAAAACUUUAGUAAACUUUAGUACCGCUGGUUCCAUACUCUUUGUCGUUGUGACUUUUUUUUUCCUCCUUUUGUUUUUAAAACUAGAAGUUAGUAGCGAUCAGCUGCUGAGUCUCUGUGGUGUUGAGUGCUGACUUGUGCACUUCGAACUGUUGGCUGCUGCAUGGGCAGCUGGAGGGGGUGGCUGCGGAACAGUUUUCAGCAGCUGGGUUUGAUUUGUGUAGUUUUUAACUUGCACAGAUGCACACAGCAAAAAUAGCAUUUGGUGUGAGCCCAGACGGCAACUAGAGGGUUAAUUUUUGAACUUCAGGUAUGUUCCUCAAGAGAAGAAAAAAAUUAAAAAUUAAAAAAAAAAAGAGAAACAAAACACUAUUUUUUCAGUAAGCUUUUUUUUUUCUGUAAACGAUUUAGAAAUAAAUCUGAGACAUGAUGGUGCUGUACCAAAGCCUUAUACGAAAACUUAUUCUGCGCUCUGUAUAAUCUCUGUAUCUGUAUUGUUGCUCUCGGCCUCCGUUCUCGUGAAGGCCUCCGAAAUGCCAGCAGCAGGGACCGGCGGUGGCCUCGCAGGUGCCACUUGGCACCGGGGUCCCCGGGAAGGACCCCGGGGCCGCGGGGAGGGGAAGCCACCAUCCGCCCUGCGCAGCACGGGGCAGAAUUGGGGUCCUUCGCCCCCCUGUUCUUCUUCCAAUUGGGUGCUAACCUGCCCUGGGCAGGGAAAUGAGACCUCCUCGCUGUCCUCCCCGCCUGCCUCCGGGGGGGGGGGUUUACAUCUUCCAGCUUGGCCAACGCAGACCUCCCGGAGCCAGCCUGCUGCUGGGGGUGGCCCCGAGCGUCUGCUUUGAUAGCUCUAAGCAAUAAACCUGCUCUGCCAAGGCAAACUGGCCCCUCUGGCUCCUGGACUGGUGUUGGCUCCCAAGUAAAUGCUGACAAGCCAACAAAAAGUGGAAGAGAAUAGCUUGAAGCCCUGCCUUACUGGAAGUAGCUGGUCCCUCGGUCUCCACCUGCUGGGAUUUUAAGGCCUGCUGGGUACUUAACAAUUUAUUGCCGGUAACAUUGCAUGUUCAUAGAUUGACUUCUUUUUUGUUUGUUUGUUUUCUCCUCUAAUGUACCCACUUAAGAAAUUAUGGCGGUGUUGCAAUGUUACGUACAACUAGCCAUUCUGUAGGAGAAUGAUGGGUUUUGGAACUGAUUAACUUGCUCCUCAUGUAACAUUACCCUGCUUCAGAAAUGUUUUGUAUUUUGAUAUAAAUAAACAUUUGCUAAAAAAAAAA
Molecule: messenger RNA, 15945 nt
Organism: Cygnus olor (mute swan)
Lineage: Eukaryota; Metazoa; Chordata; Aves; Anseriformes; Anatidae
Gene: IGSF9B
Product: immunoglobulin superfamily member 9B
Exons: 20
Coding region: 126-4436 (1436 amino acids)
Biological process (GO): cell-cell adhesion
Molecular function (GO): protein binding
Source: RefSeq, a predicted model, not a curated record